Molecule: messenger RNA, 1136 nt
Organism: Pieris rapae (cabbage white)
Lineage: Eukaryota; Metazoa; Arthropoda; Insecta; Lepidoptera; Pieridae
Product: odorant receptor 4-like
Exons: 9
Coding region: 103-1095 (330 amino acids)
Biological process (GO): detection of chemical stimulus involved in sensory perception of smell; sensory perception of smell
Cellular component (GO): plasma membrane
Molecular function (GO): olfactory receptor activity; odorant binding
Source: RefSeq, a predicted model, not a curated record
GAGAGCGUAGCGGUCAAGUUGAAUCUAGACUAAAGUGUAGUCCGUGUACAUUCGCUGGGGGCACCGCCGACACCAUUCUCAAGACUCGCUACGCGUCACUGCAUGCAUCGUUCCGUCACACUUCCUGAAGGUGUACGAUCUCAAAUCACAGGUGCUAUAAAGGCGUGUGUAUUAUGGUACAAGAAAACUGUGUUUCAACAAUUGCUGACUGAACUUGCUGAAAUCUGGCCUGUGCCUCCACUAACGGCUGAAAAUCAAAGAAUCAAAUACAAAAGUUUGAGUACUUUGCGUAGAGUUCAUGCUUGGUACUUCGCAAUUAACCUAUGCGGCGUGUGGGUUUAUAAUCUGACACCGAUAUUUAAACACUAUUAUCGCCGAUACAAUGGUGAAGAGUCUCAAAUCGGUACCAUUUGGUCAUCCUGGUAUCCUUUUGACAAAACGCAACCAGUUCCCCACUUUUUUGUUUACCUUUUCGAAAUCCUAAUGGGUCAAGUGUGUGUGUGGAUAACAUUAAGUAUGGAUUUAUUAUUUUCGGGAUUGGCAAGCCAUAUUGUACUGUUACUACGUUUUCUUCAAAGCCAACUUAAAUCAUUAACAGUUUUAAAUAAAACAGAGAAGGAAUAUCAUCAAGAAAUUGUUAAUUGUAUAAAACUUCACCAACGCUUAAUUAGAUAUUGUUUUGAUAUUGGUGAAGCUUUUUCAUUCAUAAAUUUAGUAAAUAUCAUACUCAGUUCAAUCAAUAUAUGCUGCGUUGUUUUUACCAUAUUGGUUUUGGACCCCUUCCUGGCGGUUAGUAACAAACUCUUCUUGGUGUCGGCUUUACUACAAGUAGGAAUGGUCUGUUGGUACGGACAAGAUAUAAUUCAUGCGAACUCAAAUAUUUCAAUAGCGGCAUAUAACAGCGGAUGGUAUGAAAUGACGCCACGAUGUAGGCGUGCACUUCUCUUCAUGAUACAAAGAACACAAAAACCAAUUGGAUUCACGGCUAUGAAUUUUACAUAUAUAUCGUUAUUGACGUAUACGGCGAUAAUGACACGUGCAUAUUCCUAUUUCGCUCUGCUCUAUACCUUAUAUAAUAAAAACCAAGGGUCUUAAAGGAAUCGUUUUGAGCAGUAGCAUAAAGUAUAGUAGAUUAG